AUGUUACGACGUGUUUUCAAGGCACCAGAUGAACUAGGGAACAGCUUUGAAGAUCUGCUCAGUUAUCUGACCGAAGGUUUGACUACCGAUCUCCAGCGUGUCCGAGCAAUCUUCUAUUGGAUUGGUUGUAAGAACCAACAUCUACCGUCGUCAGGGGGACCCCCGGACUCUCCAAACUACAUCUUCCUACAGGUCAAACGAAACCACAUGUCCUUCUGUUACCUGUUCGCGAGACUAUGCAGGGAGGCCAAUAUCCCGUGUGUGGUUAUUGUGGGGGUGGCGAAGGCGGCUGGAUAUGAAGUCGGUGACGGUCAAGAUGCGGUCAGCAAGCAACAUAACAGAUGGAACGGUGUGUACGUGGACGGAGAAUGGAGAUUGGUCUUCCCACUCUGGGCAUUCUCAGCGGUCAGCGGUCACAGCACAGGAAAAUACACACUAGUGGAAAGUAAAGGUGGUGCAGCAAGAGAAAAAGAGACACAGUCUUCAGGGGUGAAUGUCACGCAGUUAAAUGAAUAUUUCUUCUUGCCGGACCCUGAUGAGUUCAUCAAUCUUGCAAUGGCCACCGAUCCGAAAUGGCAGCUUUUAAGCGAACCUUAUGACAUCAAGAAAUUCACAGAUAUAGCACAUGUCCGACCACAUUAUUUUAGUGGAGAUGUCAAAAUAUUGACGGAUAACAAAGCAUGUUUAUAUUCGAAACAAGGAGAAAUAAGCAUCGGGUUUAAGACCGUGAACCCAAAGUGGUGUGGAGUUUUGUCGUAUUUGCUGUUUUACAACGAUCACGAAUCAGUCGAUCCUCUACUUAAAGAUCUACAACUAGAACGCUAUAUCAUGAUGGAACGCCGUAGCUCUAUGUGGAUAUUUCACGCGCGAUGUCCUUGUGUAGGGGUGUACAAAUUAUCAAUUACCUGCGCUCAGAGUGACGCUGCCUUCUUUAGGAUAUGUAACUUCAAACUCAUUUGCAAUGAAGUAAAGGAACGAAUCCAGCCCCUGCCGUGUCAAGUUGGUACGGCAGGCUGGGGUCCAAGUAAGGACACGUCUAAGGCUGGACUCACCUCGCCCUCACAAAGCAAAGGCAUAGUUCAUACUUCCAGAGGACGAGACAUCAACUUCGUCUUCGCGGUUAUCAAAGACAUAGCGGUGCGGACAGAGUUGGUUCAGAAUGGAGCGACGACUAAUGACCUUCACGCAUGCGUAUCGCAUGCUAUAGACGUGAACUCUAAGCUUAAUGUGGCAGUCAAGGUUCCAGCGCCAGGGGAAUAUGCUCUUCGUAUACACACGACAGACACGAAGACUACAGAAGAGACAAAUGCGUGUAAUUACUUGAUUUCCAGCGACCAUCAGUCACAGAAAAAGAAGAAAGCAGAGAACAAACUUGAAAAACAACUAAGAGAGACAAUGAAGAAAGCGACAGAAGGAACCGACUAUGUUGGGCUGACUAAUGCGAUUGAAGCCUUUACUCAACUCGACCUAGAGGAUCGGGGAGACUUAGCCGCAGCCAUCAACAGACAGUUGUGUUUACAGUUGAGGAGAGGCAACUUUAUGCAACCACAAAGGCUUUUGUUGAUAUCGUUUAUAUACACAGAUCUACGGGAUGCGAUGCUUCGUCGUAAUGUUGGAGUCCUGGAUAUAGCAAUACAGAAGGCGAAGUCAUCGGAACAUGAGCAACAACUACGAGCUAAGAUAGAGGAGGCUGAGGAGUUACGUGACCAUCUAGCCAAGCUCCACAAGUUUGCGCACGGCGUCCUGCAGCUGAAACAACCGACUGUGUCGGAACUUCAUCGAUACAAGACUCCGCCUAUCCCGGUCCAUGACGUCAUGUUGGCCACAUACAUUAUGCUAGGAGAACCAAGGGAAAAUAUCAAGAACUGGAAGUCGGUGCAGGGUAUUCUUGGCAAGCUUGGGAAAAGAGGGUUGAUCAAUCGAGUCAGAGAGUUUGACACGGUUCACUUAACGUCAGACAUGAUAGAGGAAGUGGACACACUCAUCAACAGCUACAACGAGGAGAUGGUCUGUUUACGGAGUCCAGCUGCUGCAACGUUCCAUACCUGGUUAACCAAUAUUGUGGACGAUUAUAAAGGGAAUGGCUUGCAGCAGUAGAUGUCUAAUCCGCCAUGGCUUCCACACGUUCUGCCGUUGAUUACAAAUUGAAGAGGAACUAUCUAUUACAUAUUACCAGUGAUGUAUCCAAUCAGUGAAAGUGAUGUAUCCAAUCAGUGAAAUGUUCUUCGUUGUGGUGAUAAAUAACACUACAAAAGCAAAUACAGAACAAAAAUGCCCAACCAGACAGAUCGAAACAAAAGUACACAAAUGACUGCAUACAUGUACAAUUGACCAAUCAGACAGCUCGAAACAAAAGUACACAAUGACUGCAUACAAUUGACCAAUCAGACAGCUCGAAACAAAAGUACACAAAUGACUGCAUACAUGUGCAAUUGACCAAUCAGAUAGCUCGAAACAAGUAAAGUAUUUGUAAUAAACUGAAUAUACAGUACAAUGCCUUCCAGAAGUUCCUAGUCACUUUGCAGAAAAAUACUUUGAAAUUCAGUACAUUUGAUUUAACAAGAGGCCCAUGGGCCUUAACGGUCACCUGAUUUUUGAAAUAUUUCA
This is a messenger RNA of Pecten maximus, 2607 nucleotides long. Its product is annotated as hillarin-like. NCBI's taxonomy places the organism in Eukaryota, Metazoa, Mollusca, Bivalvia, Pectinida, Pectinidae. The transcript has 7 exons. The coding region runs from base 1 to 2097 and encodes 698 amino acids. The record is from RefSeq and is a predicted model, not a curated record.